AUGACUUCGGAAGAGGAAACGAAAAUUGUGGCCGUGGAACGAAUAAAAGAAUAUGACGAAACCAAACAGGAAGCUGCCUCGAGAUUGGCCGGAGCCCGGCCGUGUGGAAUUUCAAGACUUCCAGAAAGUAGCUUCCGGUAUCUAUCGGUGGGACAGCAGCAGCUGAUUUAUCUAGCCCGUGCCUUGCUGCGUAGGACUCAAGGUUCUGAUUUUGGACAAAGCUAUCGCGCAGUGGGUUUGGAAACUGACGAUCCCAUCCAGAGAACCAUUCGUACGGUAUUUAAAGAUUGUACGGUACUUAUGAUAGCACAUCGUCUUAAUACCAUCAUGGACUCGGACAAGGUCAUCGUUUUGGACAAAGGACAGAUCACGCAAUCAAUCAAUCGGCCUUCUACAGUAUGGCCAAGGACGAGCGGCAUGUUCACUUAA
Messenger RNA from Uranotaenia lowii, 429 nucleotides. Its product is annotated as multidrug resistance-associated protein 1-like. Gene Ontology annotation, molecular function: ATPase-coupled transmembrane transporter activity. The coding region runs from base 1 to 429 and encodes 142 amino acids. Gene Ontology annotation, biological process: transmembrane transport. Lineage: Eukaryota; Metazoa; Arthropoda; Insecta; Diptera; Culicidae. The record is from RefSeq and is a predicted model, not a curated record. Gene Ontology annotation, cellular component: membrane. The transcript has 2 exons.